CUCUCUCUGUCUCUCUCUCUCGCGCGCGGUGGAUCACCAGUGGCGACGACGCUCUCCACCACCACCACCUCCCUCCUCCUCCUACGCAGUCGCCUCUGCCCCAUCAAUUUAGUCUAGGGUUUCCUCUCCGUCGCUCGUUCCCUUUUCGAAGAUGGAGGAGAAUCUCGAUGCUGCAAUAGAAUCUCUUUUGAAUGUGGAGAAGCAAAUGAGACUGGCGGGCGAUGUUGCAGGAACUAAGAAAGCCGUUAUUGACAUCAUCGAGCUAUGUUAUAAAGCUCGUGCAUGGAAGACUCUGAAUGAUCAGAUUGUUCUUCUGUCUAAGAGAAGAGGUCAGCUUAAGCAGGCUGUUACUGCUAUGGUACAAAAAGCAAUGGAAUACAUUGAUGAGACGCCUGACCUGGACACACGUAUAGAACUUAUCAAAACACUAAACAGUGUCUCUUCGGGGAAGAUAUACGUUGAGAUUGAGAGGGCACGCCUGAUUAAAAAACUAGCAAAGAUCAGAGAAGAACAAGGACUUAUUGCAGAGGCUGCUGAUUUGAUGCAAGAAAUAGCUGUGGAAACAUUUGGAGCAAUGGCAAAGACAGAGAAGAUAGCCUUUAUUCUUGAACAAGUUCGUCUGUGCUUAGAUCGGCAAGAUUAUGUCCGUGCACAAAUUUUGUCAAGAAAAAUUAGUCCUCGAGUAUUUGAUGCAGAUACAUCUAAAGAAAAGAAAAAGCCUAAGGAAGGCGAUAAUGUCGUUGAGGAGGCUCCUGCAGACAUACCUUCUCUCUUGGAGUUGAAGUGCAUUUACUAUGAACUAAUGAUUCGCUAUCAUUUUCAUAACAAUGAUUAUCUGGAGAUUUGCCGUAGUUACAAAGCAAUAUAUGAUAUUCCAUCUGUGAAAGAGGACCCAUCACAGUGGAUCCCGGUUCUUAGGAAGAUUUGCUGGUACCUAGUGCUGUCGCCACAUGACUCAAUGCAAUCGAGCCUUCUUAAUACUACUUUGGAAGAUAAAAAUCUUACUGAAAUUCCUAAUUUCCGAUUACUGCUAAAGCAGCUGGUUACUAUGGAGGUGAUUCAAUGGACUAGUCUUUGGGAGAUGUACAAGGAUGAGUUUGCUAAUGAGAAGAAUUUGCUUGGAGGCCCUUUGGGUGACAAGGCAGCAGAAGAUCUGAAACUGAGGAUCAUUGAACAUAACAUACUGGUGGUUUCAAAGUAUUAUUCAAGGAUUACCCUGAAAAGGAUUGCAGAUCUACUGUGCCUCAGCUUGCAGGAAGCAGAGAAGCAUCUGUCGGAUAUGGUGGUCUCGAAGUCUUUGGUGGCAAACAUUGAUCGACCAAUGGGGAUCGUGUGCUUUCAGACAGUCAAAGACAACAAUGACAUCUUAAACUCCUGGGCAUCAAACUUGGAGAAGCUUCUUGACCUCGUCGAGAAGAGCUGCCACCAAAUACACAAGGAGACCAUGGUCCAUAAAGCUGUCCUCCAAGCUUGAUAUCUGUAGCACUCCUUUUUUCUGAGUGCGCUUCCUUGUGCACCUGUAUUCUUUUGAUUGAAUUUGUCACCCUGCGGUGAUUUGCAAACGUCUUUUACUAUUCUGUUCUAGAAACUCACUGCAUGUAACUUUUGAUAAAGAAUUGAGUCACUCAUUACUGAGUAUUUAUAUGGUAUCAGUUGUUUGUUAUUA
Molecule: messenger RNA, 1666 nt
Organism: Ananas comosus (pineapple)
Lineage: Eukaryota; Viridiplantae; Streptophyta; Magnoliopsida; Poales; Bromeliaceae
Product: 26S proteasome non-ATPase regulatory subunit 12 homolog A-like
Exons: 11
Coding region: 152-1474 (440 amino acids)
Cellular component (GO): nuclear proteasome complex; cytoplasm; proteasome regulatory particle, lid subcomplex
Source: RefSeq, a predicted model, not a curated record